AUGGCGGCAACAGCAGACCUCCUCUGCGGCAGCUGGGAGCUUGUCGACUAUCGCACCGUCAUUGAGGGAGGAGACGGCAAGGAAGAAGAGAGCGUUAUCUUCCCUCUCGGCCGCGACGCACAGGGAAUGAUCACCUACACAGCCGAUGGGAUCAUCUCUGCGCAUCUUAUGAGGCCGGGGGCUCCGCCACAUCUCGACACGGGCGCCCUCCACGGGGGAACGGAUGAAGAACGUGCACGCUCCCUGCAACACUCGCUUGCCUAUGCCGGUUUCUACAGCGUCAGCCCCCGGGAGGAAGAUCCGGGCCACUUGAUAGUGCGUCACCGGGUGGUCAUCAGCUCGUUCCCGAACUGGCUGGGAACUGUACAGGCUCGUCUGGCUACGAUCCGGCCUGCUACGAGAACCCACCUGGUGCUUGAGACGGAGAAGCCAGUGCACGUUGAGGGGACAUGGAGGCGCCUGAUCCUUACCUGGAGGAGAAUUCCGGAACCAGAAAUGAGACAAAAUGGUGUAUCUAGAGCGAGUCGCUUGUAA
This is a messenger RNA of Penicilliopsis zonata CBS 506.65, 534 nucleotides long. RefSeq lists its product as hypothetical. The transcript is spliced from 2 exons. Lineage: Eukaryota; Fungi; Ascomycota; Eurotiomycetes; Eurotiales; Aspergillaceae. Bases 1 to 534 code for a protein of 177 amino acids. The record is from RefSeq and is a predicted model, not a curated record.